AUGAAGGCCACAUGGGAAGCAGAAGAUUCCUUCAACGAUCCCAGAUUGAUUCAGCAAUUUGACCAGGACGUAGAAGAGGACGGGGUGGACGACGACCGCCACAGCUGUAUCCUACUACGGGAGGCUUCGGAAGCCGGGUGGAAUCCUGAUGAGCCAGACAUCAUUCCUCUACAUACAUCUACAUCUCAAUUCCGUCAUUCGCUAUAA
Marasmius oreades (fairy-ring Marasmius) is the source of this 207-nucleotide messenger RNA. RefSeq lists its product as uncharacterized. The record is from RefSeq and is a predicted model, not a curated record. The transcript has 2 exons. NCBI's taxonomy places the organism in Eukaryota, Fungi, Basidiomycota, Agaricomycetes, Agaricales, Marasmiaceae. The coding region runs from base 1 to 207 and encodes 68 amino acids.